Vigna unguiculata (cowpea) is the source of this 2008-nucleotide messenger RNA. Its product is annotated as G-type lectin S-receptor-like serine/threonine-protein kinase CES101. Gene Ontology annotation, molecular function: ATP binding; protein serine/threonine kinase activity. Gene Ontology annotation, biological process: protein phosphorylation. The record is from RefSeq and is a predicted model, not a curated record. NCBI's taxonomy places the organism in Eukaryota, Viridiplantae, Streptophyta, Magnoliopsida, Fabales, Fabaceae. Gene Ontology annotation, cellular component: plasma membrane.
UGGUUUUCAGCAACAGAGUUCUAUGCUUCAUCAUCAUCAUCAUCAUAACUUUUACCAGUUUCUUGCAACUUGCAGAGCCCUCAAACACGAGGGAAGACACGUUGCUCCAAGGCCAUCCCCUUGCAGCAACCGAUCGUUUAAUUUCACCUUCAUCUUUAUACACACUGCGUUUCUUUCAGCUUGAUGAUGGGUCUGAGGCUAACACCAAAUUCUACCUUGGCAUAUCAGCCAAGAAGUACUAUUACUAUGUUUGGCUUGCCAACAGGGACAAUCCAAUCUACGAUGACCCCGGGGUUCUCACCAUUGAUCAAUAUGGCAACCUCAAAAUUGUGUCAAGAACUAACACUAUGAUGUUAUAUUCAGUUGAAGCAGAAAGUAACAAAAGUGUUAGAGGGUCUUUGCUGGAUACAGGAAACUUUGUGCUUCAUGAAUUCAACUUAGAUGGAUCUGUGAAGAGGGUGUUAUGGCAGAGCUUUGAUUACCCCACAGACACAAUUUUGCCAGGGAUGAAGCUUGGGUAUGACAAGCACAGUGGCCACAAGUGGUCUCUAACAGCAAGGAGAAGUUACAAAACUCUUUGGUCAGGGUCUUUCUCUCUUUCCGUUGACCCCAAAACUAACCAAUUGGUUAGUAGAUGGAGAGGGGACAUUAUUUGGACCAGCGGAGAGUGGAGAAAUGGAAGUUUUAGCAACCUGAAAUCUUCAUCACGUGACAGAGAGAACUUCAACUUCAGUUUCUUUUCAAAUGAAAGUGUGACCUACUAUGAAUUUUCUAAAGUUUCUGGUUUUCUGAUCAUGGAAGCAUUGGGUAGAAUGAAUGCUAGUGGUGUGUCUUACUCGUGUGUUGACAGUGAGAUUGUGGCUGGUUGUACAAUGCCACAGCCUCCGAAAUGUAGGGAAGAUAGUGAUUUGUACUUGCCAAGUUGGAAUAGCUUUGGAGCAAUGUCAAGAAAGGGAUACGUAUUUGAUGAAGGAGAGAACUUGACCAUUUCUGAUUGCUGGAUGAGGUGUUUGAAAAAUUGCUCCUGUGAGGCUUACUCUUAUGCAUUCAAGGAUGCAACUGGGUGUGAAAUAUGGAGCAGAAACACAUCACACUUCGUUGAGACUAAUUCCGGUGUUGGCCGUCCAAUUUUCUUCUUUCUCAGCGAAACCACCAAACCCAAAGGCAAGAAGAGGAGAAUAUGGAUUGCUGGUACUGCAGCUGGAGUUCUUUCCCUCAUAGUCUCAUUCAUUGCAUCCUUUAUCAUGUUCUGGAGAAAACAAAAAGAAACAGUUGAAAAUCGUAAGAAGCGAACAAAUGUAUUCUCUGACAUUGGAGAAAAUACUGAAAUUUCUGAUGCAUACGAUGAAGGAAGAGAACAAUGGAAUGAGAAAAGGACACGCAGUGAUACACAUAAAUUCGACUUUAUAACCAUUCUUCAGGCAACGGACAAUUUCUCUCUCGCGAAUAAGAUUGGAGAGGGUGGCUUUGGACCUGUUUACAAGGGAAAAUUGGCAAAUGGUCAAGAAAUAGCUAUAAAGAGACUUUCAAAAAGCUCGGGACAAGGAUUGGUAGAAUUCAGAAAUGAAGCUAUGUUGAUUGUGAAACUGCAACACACUAACCUUGUCAGGCUUCUAGGAUUCUGCAUUGAUAGAGAAGAAAGGAUAUUAGUCUAUGAAUACAUGGCCAACAAAAGUUUGAAUUUAUACCUUUUCGAUGCCAACAAAAGAACUAUAUUAGAUUGGAAGAUAAGGUAUAAAAUUAUUGAAGGAAUUGCUCAAGGACUCGUGUAUUUACAUCAAUAUUCAAGAUUAAAAGUGAUACACCGAGAUUUGAAGGCUAGUAAUAUUUUAUUGGACAAUGAGUUAAAUCCAAAGAUAUCUGAUUUUGGAAUGGCUCGAAUACUUAAAUGGACACUAUUAGAAGAAAAAACAAACAGAGUUGUUGGAACAUAGUAAGUAUUUAUUUAUGGUAAACAAUUUCUUUAUAUAUUUUGUAGUAACAUUUUUGUAGUGGUUAUAUGUCUCCA